AUUAAUUAUGUAGAAAAUUUUGUAUAUGGACAAUAGACCCUUGACUCAAAACAUGCACAUCACCAAGCCAACCAGAGCUAUUCUACUGAGUAGAUGAUCUUUCUAUUUAACUAUUUAAGCAAGCCACCAGAGCUAUUCUACUACUACAAAUCCAAUACAUCAAAAAACCAUGGCAAAACAUUCUAAUUCUACUACCUUCGUUAUUGUAUUCCCCCUCUUCAUUUUCUUGACCACCACUCCUUCACAUUCCAACAACCAUAUUGAUCUCGAAGCUCUUCUAGAAUUCAAGAAAUCCAUACACGAUGAUCCACUGCAUGCUUUGAGCUCAUGGAACGAAACAACGCAUUACUGCAGAUGGAAAGGCGUCUCGUGCAGUAGAAGGCAUCCAAGCAGAGUCGUCUCUCUGUCUCUGCGGUCUCAACGCCUAGUGGGAUCGCUCUCACCCCACAUAGGUUCUGUUGAAGAUGAUUAGAGGGCCACUAGUUCUCAGCAAUUUAACACAUGGAUCUACCAGGUACAGGUUAUCUAAACUUUCCUGUUCACACUCGAAAGCAUUCUGUGUUUCUUAGGAUUUAGUCAUAAACGCCUUCAUUUGAUAAAUAGCUGUCUUUCUACAUUUUUGCUUGUAGAUUUUAUAGUGCUCAUUUUCUUCUUACAAAUCAUUAGAGUUUACAAAGACAAGAUCAAGCUGAAUUCGAAUUCACAGUGAGUGGUACUUAUCUCUACUGCGUGUUUGUUAGUCUAGUUUUCUCAUAUAUAAUAACAUGGUGUUCUUGAUUUUUUCCUUUCUUCUUUUUCCUCUAAUUGAUGUUAUAGUUUCUAUUCUUUUAAUUUGAAAAUACGGAUGCUUAUGGAAAUACAUUUCUCGUCUAAUUUU
Molecule: messenger RNA, 877 nt
Organism: Salvia hispanica
Lineage: Eukaryota; Viridiplantae; Streptophyta; Magnoliopsida; Lamiales; Lamiaceae
Source: RefSeq, a predicted model, not a curated record